AUGAUAACACUCAGGCGGCUUCUGUUCAGCUUCCUUACAAAAGCCUCUCGAGGGAGAGCAAUUGGGCUUCAGGUAGCUUAUCAUUUGCCACGACACCGCAUCAUUACACAACGAUCCUCAGUCUUGAAUCAGAUACGGCUAAAUUCCACUAGCGCAAAGGAAGAUCAGCCUUCAUUGGUCGAUCGACAAGGUUCAAAUGCGCAAGUAGAACCCUCCUCUGAUUUGUCUACGAAGGGUGGGAAGAUCCCUCGAUCCACGUUGUUCAAAGAUUUACUUAAGUUGAUAAAGUUGGCGAAACCAGAAUCCAAAUUAAUCAUGUUUGCAUUGUUAUGUUUGGCUAUUUCAUCAGCGACGACCAUGUCUUUGCCUUUGAUAAUUGGGAAAAUUAUAGACACGGCCAAACCGCUAGAUGAAGGAGAAGAUGAUGAAGAGAAAGAGGGUGACGCAAAAGAAGCCGAUGACAAGCAAUUGAUAUUUGGAUUGCCACCAACUCAAUUCUAUUCAGCAUUAGCUGUUGUAUUUGUUGUUGGGUCAAGUGCAAAUUUUGGUCGGAUUUACUUACUAAGAACUGUUGGCGAAAAGCUUGUUGCAAGAUUGAGAUCACGAUUGUUUUCGAAAAUUUUGGCUCAAGAUGCAUAUUUCUUUGAUAUUGGUCCUACCAAAUUGGGUAUGAAGACUGGUGAUUUAAUUUCCCGAAUUGCAAGCGAUACUCAAAUCAUAUCGAAAAGUUUGAGUAUGAAUAUUAGUGAUGGAAUGAGAAGUAUUAUCAGUGGGGUUGUGGGAUUAUCUAUGAUGUGUUAUGUGUCUUGGAAGUUGACGUUGUGUAUGAGUUUAUUGUUUCCACCCUUGAUUGCAAUGUCAUUUUUCUAUGGAAGACGAAUCAAGGCAUUGUCAAGGUUGAUCCAAGAAAAUAUAGGUGCAUUGACUAAGGUUACUGAAGAAAAGUUGAAUGGUGUCAAAGUUAUUCAAUCAUUUGCACAACAACAGUCAGUAGUACAUGGAUACAACAAGGAGAUAAAAAACAUUUUCAACAGCUCAUUAAGAGAGGGCAAACUUUCGGGUAUUUACUUCUCUGUAAAUGGAUUUCUUGGGAAUAUAACCAUGAUUGGAUUGUUGGUCAUUGGUACCAAGCUUAUCGGUAUGAAUGAAUUGACCAUUGGUGACUUGUCAAGCUUUAUGAUGUAUGCUGUGUACACUGGCUCAUCAGUUUUUGGGUUAGGUAAUUUUUAUACCGAAUUGAUGAAGGGAUUGGGAGCAGCAGAGAGAGUGUUUGAGUUGGUAGAGUACAAGCCAAAAAUCAUCAACAACAUCGGAAAGAAACUGCGUCUCAAAGGUGAAAUAGUCAUCAAGAAUGUUGACUUUACAUACCCUUCAAGACCGGAUGUUAUAUUUGAGAAUUUAAAUUUGCACAUAAAGGAAGGAGAAAAUAUAUGUCUAGUUGGGCCAUCUGGUAGUGGAAAGUCCACCAUUAGUCAGUUAAUAUUGCGUUUUUACGAUCCCAACAAUGGCCAAAUUACCGUAGGUGAUGAUUCGUGUACUGACAUUAAAGACUUGAACUUGAAUGACUACCGAAGACAACUAGGUUAUGUGCAACAAGAGCCACUAUUGUUCAGUGGUACGGUUAGGGAGAACGUGACUUUUGGUAAACAAGAUGCAACAGAGGAACAAAUAGACAAUGCAUUGGAGUUGAGUCAUUCUCUAGCAUUUGUCAAGAAUCUACCUGAUGGAUUGGAUACCAAAAUUGGCGCUUCUACUUCUACACAGUUGAGUGGGGGCCAAAAGCAGAGAAUUUCAUUGGCAAGAAGCUUGAUAAAAGAUCCAAAAAUUUUAAUUUUGGAUGAAGCCACUUCAGCCUUGGAUUCCAUCAGUGAGGAGCAGGUGAUGAAAAACUUGUCACGAUUGAAUAGAGAAAAAGGGGUUACAAUCAUUUCAAUUGCCCAUAGAUUGUCCACAAUAAAGAAUAGUGACAGGGUGGUUGUAUUUAAUGAAAAAGGUGAGAUUGUUGAAGAUGGUGAUUUUAACAAAUUACACUACGAUCGUAACAGUCAUUUCAACAAGUUAUUAAAAACCAACAAACUCGAGUAA
This is a messenger RNA of Lodderomyces orthopsilosis Co 90-125, 2085 nucleotides long. RefSeq names its product ATP-binding cassette permease (gene MDL1). Gene Ontology annotation, molecular function: ATP binding; ATP hydrolysis activity; ABC-type oligopeptide transporter activity. Gene Ontology annotation, cellular component: membrane. The transcript has a single exon. NCBI's taxonomy places the organism in Eukaryota, Fungi, Ascomycota, Pichiomycetes, Serinales, Debaryomycetaceae. Gene Ontology annotation, biological process: transmembrane transport. Bases 1 to 2085 code for a protein of 694 amino acids. The record is from RefSeq and is a predicted model, not a curated record.